This is a messenger RNA of Ceratina calcarata, 586 nucleotides long. RefSeq names its product NADH dehydrogenase (ubiquinone) 13 kDa A subunit (gene ND-13A). Lineage: Eukaryota; Metazoa; Arthropoda; Insecta; Hymenoptera; Apidae. The record is from RefSeq and is a predicted model, not a curated record. The transcript is spliced from 3 exons. Gene Ontology annotation, cellular component: respiratory chain complex I. The coding region runs from base 83 to 469 and encodes 128 amino acids. Gene Ontology annotation, biological process: mitochondrial electron transport, NADH to ubiquinone.
AAAAAUCAACAGUUCAUUUCUCGGUUCAACUUUGAUAGAUACCAACUAAUCGUUCCGUACUCUAUGAUCACUUGACUGAGGAAUGGAAAGUAUGGCGUGCACAAGGAUCGGUAAAAUUGUCGAAGCCUGCAGUAGCAGAAGUAAAGUGAAUAUUUUAGGGAUACUAGCAAGAAAUAAACAUGAUGUGACCACGGAUUCUGCGAAAAAAGUUACUCACACUGGUCAGUUGUACGAGGAAGAUGAUUAUCGUAAUGCACGAUUUGUUGAUAGACCGAAAGAAGUUAAUGAUAAUUGGGCCAUUAAAUUGAUAGCUGAAGUUCCUCCAAAUCCAACUAAAGACAAAAUCGUUGCUUGUGAUGGAGGUGGUGGUCCCUUAGGUCAUCCUAAAGUUUAUAUUAACUUGGAUAAACCUGGUAAUCAUAGUUGUGGAUAUUGUGGUUUACGUUUCUACAAAGAGGAUCAUCAUUGAAUCAUAGAUUAUAUCAGAUUCAAUAGUCAAAAUGUAAAUUCUGUAUGUGUUUCAAUAUACAUGUUUGUUUAAAUGUUGAGAAUGUAAAUAAAUGUCAAGACAUAGAAUAAAAGAUCA